AUGAAUUUAAUUGGCGCCUUGUUAACGCUCGCCGCCGCCUGCUCGCAAUGUGGAUUAAUCGCUGCGGAUAUAUCGCUGAAGCCGCCGAAUCGGUUCGAGGAGAGCAGCUAUGGCAAUUCGGGCUAUCAGAUCUUCGAGGUGCACAAUCAUUACGAGGGCAAGGCUCGUGCGUCGUAUCUGCCGCCCGCGCAGCCCAGCCACGAGGAGAUACACAUACAUCAGCAGGCGCCACAGCAACAUGCUGCCAGUGCAACGGCAACAGCUGCCGACGAUGACAACCUGGAUGUAUCGUAUCUGAGCUUUGCCGAUGACGAUGGCCAUUUGCAGGCAACUGUUGCCCGACCAUUGCCGGUGGCAACUGUUGCCCGGCCAUUGCCGGUGGCAACUGUUGCCCGGCCAUUGCCGGUGGCAACUGUUGCCCGGCCAUUGCCGGUGGCAGCGACUGCAGCUGCUUCGGUGCCGUUUCCCUCCAGCUAUCAGCAUGAUUUUCAACGCAAGCAGACGCAACAGCAGGCUGUGGCUUAUAGCGCGCAGCCCUAUUUGCCGCCCACUGCUGCCACGCCCAGCAUACAACAGCAGCAGGUAUAUCAAUCCACAGGCAGCGGCAGCUUGAGCUCCGUGUUAAGCUCAACGGCACCGCAGGUAUUCUCCGAGCCACCAGCAAGCUAUCAGGCGCCUGACUAUUUGCCACCCACCGCCAGCAGCUUGGAGCAACAGCAGCAACAGCUCGUCCCCAAUCCUGUCUAUAGGGCCAACGAUUACUUGCCGCCCACAGCAGCAACAGCUGGCAGCUAUGCACAGCAGCAACAACUGCAGCAACAGCAACAACAGCAACAGGUGUAUCGUGCACCGCCCUAUUUGCCACCCAUCAGCAGCAACAGCAUUGCCAGCAGCAGCAACAGCAUUGCCAGCAGCAGCAGCAUCGCCAGCGGCAACUCGCUGCAAUCAAAUUACCGUGCGCCUGGCUACCUGCCACCUGGCUAUGACUUUGCCAAUCCAGAAAUUUCGCAGCAACAGCAGCUGCCAGCAACGCAGCAACUCGCACAAACUGUGCCGCAAGCAACACUGCCACUGCCAACGGCGACAACAGCUGAAUAUCAUGCUCCUGGCUAUUUGCCGCCUGGCUAUGACUUCAACAAUCCCAAUCAAUUACCAUUGGAUCAAAUCAUAGAACAGCCACAGCUGCCAGCACAGACAGUUGCUGCCGUGCAGCCAGCAACAGUUGGUGAGUAUAGUGCACCAGACUAUUUGCCGCCUAACUACGAUGGGGCCAAGACACAGCCACAGCAACAGGGCAAUCACAAUUAUCAGGUAUCGCAGCAGCAGCAACAGCAACAAUUGCAGCUGCAGCAGCAGCAGCAACCGUUGCAACAGCAACAACAGCUCAGCCAUCCUGGCGCGCUGCCAGAGGGUUAUGAGUUUAGCAAGCCCGAAAACUUUGAGGCCGCCAUUGCCGAGCUGCACAGCCUGCAAACGCAAACGAAAUUGCUCAAACAGCAGCAGCAACAGCAGCAGCAGCAACAGCAGCAGCAGCAACAGCAGCAGCAGCAACAGCAGCAACAGCAGCAGCAGCAAUUGCAGCUGCAACAGCAACAGCAACAACGGCAACAGCAAGUGCAGCCACGACGUCAGGCUGUCCAACCUGGCUCUAAUAUAAUUUACGGCGUGCCCAAGCAGCAGCAGCAACAGGUAAGGACAACAGCAACUGCAAGCAGCACGCUGGCAGCAGCAACAACAACAGCUUAUCGGGCGCCCGCUGUAAUUGCCGCCCCACUGCCCGCUCCGCCCACACAGCACACACACAUACACGCGCUGAGCAGCUAUAUGAACACAGUACAGCCGUAUGCACGCUACGGACAGCCACAGCAGCAGCAUGCACAGCAGCAGCAUGUGCAGCAGCAGCAAUUUGUCCAGGUGGCGCCAAUGUACCGUGAGCAAUCGAAGCGUCCGCUCUUCUAUGCGCCAGCCAUGCCCUACGCUCGCAAUGCACUGCCCACGCAGUACCAUCAGCACCAUCACAUACAUCACCAGCAGCAGCAGCAACAGCAGCAGCAGCAACCGCUGCAGCUGCCACGGCCUGCGCUCAGCCUGCAGGCGCAACAGUCGCUGCAAAAGUUCAUGCCACGCGAAAUGCAAUUGGCCGUCAAUGUGGCUGUUGCUGCUGCCGCGCCUGUUGCACGUGGCAGCUCCAAAGUGCGCACCGUACAAAUUGUGAAGCCGCAUGCGGUGCGCACAUUCAAAGUGCUCGAAACACUCGAUGCUGCCGGCGUGAAGACCAUCAAGAUACUGGGCACCAGCAAUGAGCAGCCGCGCGGCCAGCAUCAUGUUGUCAAGGUGGUCACGCAGGAUGAACACAAUGUGGAGAAUCACGUGCAGACGGUAAAAAUCUACGAUGAUCAGCAGGAGUAUCAACAGCAGCAGCAGCAGCCACAGCGCCAGCCCCAGCCCCAGCCCCAGCAGCAGUCGGUGGCGCCUCACGGUUACCUGCCACCCUUGGCUGUGGCCAGGCCACGUGAGCGCGUUGUGCGCCAGACGAGGCCGCUGCGUCUGCUGCCCGUGCCCAGGCAUUGA
Messenger RNA from Drosophila montana, 2571 nucleotides. RefSeq names its product putative mediator of RNA polymerase II transcription subunit 12. Bases 1 to 2571 code for a protein of 856 amino acids. NCBI's taxonomy places the organism in Eukaryota, Metazoa, Arthropoda, Insecta, Diptera, Drosophilidae. The record is from RefSeq and is a predicted model, not a curated record. The transcript has 3 exons.